GGGCCGCCCCUCCCCCCCCGGGGCCAUAAAAACCCCGCGGGGGCUCCGGGGGGGGGAGGGAGACCCCGGAGAGAGAGCGAGCGACAUGGCCCCCAAGAAGGCGAAGCGCCGCGCGGCCGAGGGCAGCUCCAACGUCUUCUCCAUGUUCGACCAGACCCAGAUCCAGGAGUUCAAGGAGGCGUUCACGGUGAUCGACCAGAACCGCGACGGCAUCAUCGACAAGGAUGACCUCAGGGAGACCUUCGCCGCCAUGGGCCGGCUGAACGUGAAGAACGAGGAGCUGGACGCGAUGAUCAAGGAGGCCUCGGGGCCCAUCAACUUCACCGUGUUCCUCACCAUGUUCGGGGAGAAGCUCAAGG
Messenger RNA from Passer domesticus (house sparrow), 359 nucleotides. RefSeq names its product myosin regulatory light chain 11. The record is from RefSeq and is a predicted model, not a curated record. NCBI's taxonomy places the organism in Eukaryota, Metazoa, Chordata, Aves, Passeriformes, Passeridae. Gene Ontology annotation, cellular component: cytoplasm. The transcript has 4 exons. Gene Ontology annotation, molecular function: calcium ion binding. The annotation marks the transcript as partial. Gene Ontology annotation, biological process: skeletal muscle tissue development.